AUGAACGAUUAUGGUGAUGACGACGACGAUGACGAUGGCAUUCAUGAUAUAUAUAGCAACAUUGUCAGGAAGAUUAACAAAUACUACCACAUACACAACAACACACACGACAACACCCACAACAGCACACACAACAGCACACACAACAACAGCCGAAAUAAUAACAACUCUUCGUUUUUAAAAAACUCGGCAACAACAAAUAUAUUAACUAAACAUCACCAACAACAUCAACAACAACAACUUCAACAUUCUAAACAUAGCCGACAACAGUCAAAUCAACAACAACAACAACAACAAGAUCCUCACAUUCAUCCUCCACAUAAUCAACUUCAAAACUUAUACAACCACAAAACAACUAAAACUAAUAACCUCAUAAACUACGACGACAUCAGCUGCAAUGACGACCACAAAUCAACCACGCCACUUCAUUUUGACGGCGACACCUGGCCACUGAUAAUUCUAACUCCCAAAUCGAAACAACCCCGAGCCACCCAGCCAGGCUGCUCUACUCUAAAAUACGAGAGGAGAACCAAGCCUAUGUUGAAUGAACGACGGAUUUACAAGUGUGACGAACCAAAUUGCUGGAAGGCAUAUACAAAAAGUUCGCAUCUGAAAUCACACAAAAGAGUUCAUACAGGCGACCGACCCUACAAAUGCCCACUGGCCAACUGCACUGAGACUUUCUCGAGAUCAGACGAACUGACGAGACACAAGCGUAAACAUUCCGGCAUCAAGCCCUUCAAGUGCCACCUUUGCACGACAGCAUUCGCCAGGUCGGACCAUCUGACCCUGCACGUCGCCAGGCACGAGAAGAAACUGAUGAAGAUGAAGAAGAAGAAGAUGAUGAUGAUGGUGGAGGAGGAGGAGACAAAGACGAUGACGUCAACGAGUAACGAUGACGAAAUGAUGAGGAUGAAGCGAAAAGAUGAAAAAGAUGAUAAUGUAAGGAGAACCGCAACUGAGCCAUUGACCUUCUGAUGAUGCUUGAGGUGCUGUCGAAACUAUUGAUACAUUCGAGUAACAAUUUCUUCUGUAAUGUGGGUGGGUAAACUCAACGCGACAAAUUAAACACGAUAAGUAAAUAAAUGUACACAUAAUUUUAAAAUGAAUGAUCGUAUGUUAUGUAUGCACGAUAAACAAUCGCCUGAAUAAAACUGAAAUAACAGUCUAAUUCAUUAUCUCCGUUGCAUGUCAACAAUGUAUGCUUUAUUAUGACAUCAUCGGUGUGUAUUCAAGAUCUUUUAUGAUAAUUUUAUUCAUAAAUAUAGACACUCAGUUUCUAUAUCUAUGGUUUUAUGAUUACUAACCACUUACUGCUGAUAUUGCAACUUCUAUUUUGGAAUCACUGCAAAUAACUUCAUUUAUUGUCGACAUUUUGAGAUUUGAUGAAAUACGUUAAAGGCACCAAGUACUUUUUCUAUUGAAAGGAAAAUUGUCACCAACCUAUUUAGUUAUUCAAUCGUUCAUUUCAUUUAAAAACUUACAUACGCACAUAUAGAAACUUUUUGUCUAUUUUAUUCAACAUUUGAAACACAGCGUGACAUUAUUUCCAUUGAAAUUCAUUAUAUUACAAAGUGCAAUUGUUAUCUGACUUAUAAUUUUUUAGAAAUUUAUUUUAGGCAUAACUG
Messenger RNA from Helobdella robusta, 1628 nucleotides. RefSeq lists its product as hypothetical. The record is from RefSeq and is a predicted model, not a curated record. Gene Ontology annotation, biological process: regulation of transcription by RNA polymerase II. The transcript has 3 exons. Bases 1 to 978 code for a protein of 325 amino acids. Gene Ontology annotation, molecular function: DNA-binding transcription factor activity, RNA polymerase II-specific; RNA polymerase II cis-regulatory region sequence-specific DNA binding. Lineage: Eukaryota; Metazoa; Annelida; Clitellata; Rhynchobdellida; Glossiphoniidae.